Hibiscus syriacus is the source of this 5341-nucleotide messenger RNA. RefSeq lists its product as uncharacterized. Bases 343 to 5190 code for a protein of 1615 amino acids. The transcript has 5 exons. Lineage: Eukaryota; Viridiplantae; Streptophyta; Magnoliopsida; Malvales; Malvaceae. The record is from RefSeq and is a predicted model, not a curated record.
AAUUUCAGAAAAAGUGAAUCAAACCCUUGCCAACAACUUCUUCGCUGUUUUGCUAAGGCAUCGAAAAGUAAGCCAGGAAGAAAGUGAAAAAAUCAGAGCACGAAAAGCUGAAACCCCCCAGAGGAUUUCAUUUUUUUCUUUAUUUUUAGCUACUGAUCGCUUUGUGUUUAACCCAUUUUGAAAAUCUCAUUGGUUUCAAUUUCUUAAGCUUCAAAGACUUGGUUUUCUGAGUUUUUUUCCAGCUAUUGGGUUGAUCUUCAUUUAGUUGCUCUUUGUUUCAUUUAAUUCUAGCGCUAAGAUUGGAAAUUGAGAAGAAAUAAAUUUAUAUAGAGAGAGAGAUAGAUGGGGCUUGAAAGAAUGGACUUUGGAGUUAAAGUUAGGAAAUAUAUGUUGAUAUCAGUUAAAAUAUGCCGUAGUUUUGUUUGUAAUCAUCCAUUUUUGGUUGGUUCGGUUUUCUUUUUAAUAUUUUUGUAUAGAUCAUUUCCAUUGUUGUUUUCCUUUUUCGUUACUGCAUCUCCUGUUUUGGUUUGCACUGCUGUCUUGCUUGGUACCCUUUUGAGUUUCGGGUCACCAAACAUACCCGAAAUGUACGAAGAAGAAGAAGAGAAUGUUACUCCUGAAGUUUCACCAUUGAAAACUAGGGCUGCUGAGGAUGACACUGUUGUCAAAAGAGAUUUUACUGAUGAUGGUUUUGUUGUACAAAGACAUGUAGUGAAUGGGUGGGAUAUAGUAGAGAAUGCCGAUGAGAAAGUUACUUUAGUCAAUAAUGAGGUCAAUGGAGUUGGGGAAGGUGAUGGUCCGGUUCUUUAUACACCAUUAGUCAAUGAUGAUUUGGAUUCUAGGGAUAUUCAUUGUGAGAAUGGGGUGAUUGAUGAAGUUGAGGGAUUGUUGAGUCAUUCUUUGUUGGAGAAGAUAAAUGAAAUUCGGGACGAGAUGCUAGAGAGUGGACGGGUGUCAAGCAUGAGGGAGGCUGAGGAGAGUCAACAUCUUUUGGCAGAUGAAGUAGGAGAUAGGAAUCUCGAAGUGGUUGAUGGUAAACUCACAUACGAUGUUAUUGAUCAUCCAAGGGGUGAUGAACUGGAUUCUUCUCUGGUCUUUUCUUGGCAAUGUGUUGCGGGUGAUGAUGAUGCUGGUGAUGGUGGUAAGGACGAUGAUGAUGAAGAUGACGACAAUGGUGAAUCUUCGGAUUCUGGUUCUGACGGUGCUGAGAGUUCUUCUCCUGAUGCUUCACUGGCAGAUAUAAAUCUGAUGCUUGACGAGUUGCAUCCACUUUUGGGCUCAGAAGCUACACAGCCUGCCCAUUUGUCUCGUGAUGGUUCGGACGCUGCCUCAGAGAGUUCUUGUGGUAGUAGUAAUGAUGAAAGUGUUGAGUCAGAUGAAUUAGAAAAUGAGGGAGAGGGAGAUAAUGAUGAGGUGGGAGAAGGAGCAAAGGGAGAUAAAGAGGAUGAAAGUAAAUCUGCGAUUAAAUGGACAGAGGAUGAUCAGAAGAAUCUCAUGGAUUUAGGGACUUUAGAAGUUGAAAGAAACCUACAAUUGGAUAAACUUAUGGCAAGGAGAAGAGCCCAGAAAAGUAUUAGAUUGAUGGCCGAGACGAAUCUAAUAGACUUUGAUAGUGGUGAUAGUCCACUAAACUUAGCACCGAUUUCAACCUCAAGAGGUAACCCUUUUGACCUUCCAUAUGAUUCCUAUGGUGACCUCGGGUUACCUCCCAUCCCUGGGUCAGCUCCAUCCAAUUGGCAGCCCCGAAGAAACCCUUUUGAUAUUCCUUAUGACUCAAGCGAGGAAAAACCUGAUCUUAAAGCAGACAGUUUCCAUGAAGAGUUUUCAGAUUUUAAUCAAAGGGGAACUGUUUCCCGAAGAGAUGCCUUCUUCUGCAGACAUGAAAGCUUUAAUGUUGGAUCAUCUUCUUUAGGUGUUCCUCAGCAAGAGCUUAAGUGGAAACCUUAUUUUGUUCCAGGGCAAUUACUAUCGGAAGGAGCUAGCCCUUCCUUAUUCCAGAGGCAGUCAAGUGAAGUUAGCGAGUCAAAGUUGAGCUCUGUUCCUGAUUCUGAAUCAGUGAGUUCAGUUGUGGAUGAGGAGGACAACAAGCCAAAUACGAAAGAUGCUUCUCGAGAAACUGAACUGAUAUUGAAUGAAGAUCACCGUUUUGGCGAUGAUGAACAAGAGAGUCAUUCUUCUGACGAACUUGAGUCUUUGGAUGUAGACCAAGUUGAGAAUAGAGAUGUUCUCUCUAUUCCUCAUGAUGUGGUUGAGGUAACAUUGGGAGAUGGAGCACCAGCAAUUACUCAUGUGGAAUUCAAUGCAACCGAAAUUCAUCCCAGAACCGAGCCAGAUGAGGAGGAGGAUAGCAGUAGAUCAAGUUUGUCAUCGUUAUCAGAAAUCGAUGAAAAGAUAUCAGAUAGCAGGGGAGACAAAUUUGCAGGUUUUGAACCCAGAGAUCAUGAACUUAAUGAAUCUGGCAUUUCUAAACAACCAUCAUUUGAGGAAUCAGAGUUCCAUUUUACAAGUGGGGUAGUGAGUGAUAAUCAACACACGGAUCCCAUUUUUUAUUCUAGUUUUCAUCCUCCAUCAGUUGAGAUGUUUCUAUCAGUUUCAUCUGUCUCUUCUGACAUACGAGCUGAGAUAUCUGAAAUGGGUUCACCCUCAAUGUUGGUUGAAUCUGUUGAUAAGAAAUGUGAAGCACAUUGUGAGAUGGCUGAGCAGGAUACUUCUAGUGUUCAAGAGAUUCAUGCCUGCUCCUCAGAUUUACUUAAUAUAAAUGAACAGAAGGCACGGGAUCUGCUAGAGAUUAGUGAGCAUGAUGUUACUUUUAAUGGUUCAACAGGGGUUUCUUCCACUUCUGCUGAUCAUAAUGUAUCAACGGUUCAUGAAUCUGUUGUUGAAUAUGUUUCAAGAGGGGCAUGCUCAUCUUCGGACAAGAGCUUAGACGAAGAUGUGCCAAAUAAGGAAGAAAGCUCUUUCCAGAACCCAGUGGACUUGUUGAGCGUCGAUGCAGAGAUUACUCUUGCUGUUGACAAAGGAAUGGGUGAAGUUGAGGAUUCUUCACCUGAAGAACAAGAACAUCAAAUGCACCCUGAUGAAUCCGUGGAAGCUGAAACGGUGACUAGGCAUGUAGUUGAAAAGGAAGACACUACGUUUGAGCAAGAUGAGCUCAUCCAGACUCAGUGCGAUCAAAUGCAUUUGUCGAACUUCGAUUUUAAUCUUGAUGUUGAUGGUCACCAUGAUAAGGGCGAGGAGUUGUCUUCAAUGGCUUUGACAUACCAGCAUACGCCUUCCAAUGAUGUAAUUUCAUCCACAGCAGAGGAGCCAGGUUACGUAGUCGUGGCUCAAAUUCAACAUGUUCACCCAUCAGAGGCUAACCUCAGGGAGGAGCAAGAAAAGGAAUUUGAAAUGGAUCAAAUCCAUUCACCGAUUUCUGUUUCAAAGACUGGUACAGUUCCUGACUUCGAGAUGAGUGUGGAGGGAAUUCCUUCACUUUCUUGUUAUCAAGACAUGUCUUCUAGUGAAAACCCUUCAUCAGAAUCAAAGAAACGACUGCAGUUGUUCGAUGAAGAUGAACUGCCGGUCGAUGAACAUGAUAAGCAGCUUGAGGAGGUGAAUUAUUCUAUAAUUGCAAUCGAGUCUAGAAGGGAAGCAAAUGAUGUCAACAAUUACUUUAAUAUGCAUGAAGAUCAAGAUUCUGAGGACAAACAUUCAAUAAAUUUCUCUUCCAUGACUUCAGAAUCUACUUCUUUGCCUUCUGAGAGUCCCGAACAUACGUUGCCAACAGAUCAAGAAGAUUUGAGGGAGAAGAUCUUAAAAGAAAUUGAAAGGGAGGGCCCCAAUGAACACUUUAGUUAUGUGGAAGUAUAUGCCCCUCGUGUUGUUGAAGAAAAUAAUAGUGAAGUCAAUGAGAUUAAAGAAAUUGAUGAAGCUAUACUCUCUGAAUUGGACACUGUUGGGGACUUCAUUGUUGGGGAAAUGGUUUUACCAGAGGGAUCUCGUGUUACCUAUACUGAAUCUGCAAUGGUACCAGAAGAUACAGGGAUAAAAAACGAAACCAAUGUGGAACUGCCUGUUCUUGAAGCAAGAUCAGUAGAAGAUCUUGAUUUGGCUUUUAAGCAAUUUCAUGGAAUGGAUGUUGAGGAAGUAUUUCUUCCAAAUAUGAUUGAGAAUCUGCCAGAUCAUGGAGAUACCAAGUCAGAUUUAACCAUUGUUGAGGUUAGAUCUCUGGAGGAUGUAAAUAAUGCUUUGCAACAAGGUCCAGUACCUAAUCCAGAUCAGCUGCCACAUUCUACGGACUUGAGGAACGGAUCAUCUGAAGUAGAGCAUUGUGAUGUACUUUCUUACAAAGAGAUCGAAGUUAGUAAUGUCUUCUCUGGUAUUGAAGAAAGUUGUGAGGUUUCUACUAAAGAGAUUGAAGUUGGUAAGCCGGUUUUUGGUUUUCAAGAAAUUCAUGAUAAUGCUGCUGCUGAACAAAAAAAUGAAUACAAAGAAAUAGAGACUAAGGUCAAUGCGGAGCUGCCUGUUCUUGAAGCAAGAUUAGUGGAAGACGAUGAUUUGGUUUUUAGGCAACUUCAUGAAGGAAUUGAUGUUGAGGAAGUAAUUCUUCCAAGUAUGAUUAUGAAUCAACAGGGUGGUGCAGAUACCAUUUCGGAUUUCCCUGUUGUUGAUGCGAGAUCUCUGGAGGACCUACAUAACACUUUUCAACAAUUCCCCGAAUCUAAUCUAGGUGAGAUGCCACGUUCAUCUGGAGCAGAUCAUGGUGUGGUUCCUAUUAAAGAGAUUGAUGGUGGUAAUGCCGUCUCUGGUAUUCAAGGAACAUGCGAACAUGCUGCUGGUGAACCAAAAAAUGAAUACGAGGAUAUGGAAGAAAUAGAGACGGAGACCAAGGUGGCACUACCUGUUCUCGAAGCAAAAUCAAUGGAAGACAUUGAUUUGGCUUUUAAACAACUUCAUGAAGGACUAGGUGUGGAGGAAGUCAUUCUUCCAAGUAUGAUUGGGAACCUACAGGUUCAUACCGAUAUCGGUUCAAUAUCACCUGUUGUCGAGGCAAGAUCCCUGGAGGAUAUACAUAGCUUUUACCAACAAGGCCUCAAAUCUAAUCCGGCUAAGCUACCGCACUCUUCCAAGAAGCAUGAUGGGGUUUCAAUUAAAGAGGUUGAAGUUGGUGAAAAUGCAGUCUCUUGGAAACAUACUGAGAAUGCCUGAGAAUGCUGCUGGUAACCCAACACAGGAACAUGAAGAAUCAUCUGAAAAGUCGAAUCUGAAACUUAAAGGUAAAAAGACAAAAUCCCACAACUCAAGUUCUAGUUCCAGCUCGAGUUCAAGUGAUUCGGAAUGAAAACAACAAAAUAUAGUU